Spea bombifrons (plains spadefoot toad) is the source of this 1620-nucleotide messenger RNA. RefSeq names its product scavenger receptor class A member 5 (gene SCARA5). The record is from RefSeq and is a predicted model, not a curated record. Gene Ontology annotation, cellular component: plasma membrane. The transcript is spliced from 9 exons. NCBI's taxonomy places the organism in Eukaryota, Metazoa, Chordata, Amphibia, Anura, Pelobatidae. Gene Ontology annotation, molecular function: ferritin receptor activity. Gene Ontology annotation, biological process: iron ion transmembrane transport. The coding region runs from base 125 to 1606 and encodes 493 amino acids.
CUGGAGCGAGUGGGAUUACAGACACGCACCUUGCUAUGUAUUAAUAGCUGGAGGUCAUUUUCAGGAAGAGAGCAGAACUCCAGGACCCGGACUGGCAGCCUUUACAGGAACAGAGUAAGACGUCAUGGACAAUAAAGCCAUGUAUCUGCAUACCUUCGACGAGAAGGAAAACGGAUCGGUGUUUGAGGAGUCGUUCGACGGGAAGAAUCUCUCCAAGAUGAACCUGUGUGAGAGCUGUCCAGCGAGAGGUCGAAGGUCAUCGAAACGCUGCGGUCAGCUGGGCUCCAUCGCAGCUCUAAAAUAUGCCGUGGUCGGUUUAUAUUUGCUCGUAUUUCUAAUCUUGGUCGGUGUGUUCAUCUUAGCGGUUUCAAGACCCCAGAGUUCCCCCGAAGAUCUAAAAGUACUGACGGGCAAUAUGAACCGUCUAAACGAGAGUUAUCGGGAUCUGCAGUUCAAACUGAUGCAGCUGACCUUCAAAGGCGACUUUAUGGAGCACAUCUGGAAGCUCCAAGACCUUUUCCAGAACCAUUCCGACUCCCUCUUCCAGCUAGCAGAAGCAUUGAAGAAACUGGAAGAAAAUGUACAAGACCUUCAGGACAUGGCCACCAAGACGGACACGGUGGUCACGGGUUUAGGUUCCAGACUAACUGAGCUCAGUGACUAUCACAACCUGGAAAUAUAUAGGCUAUCUACAGAGGUCAACGUCAGCAGAUAUGUUUCAGACCAUCACGACAUUCUUUUAAAAGAGAUAACCACCAAAGUAGAUGUACUCAAUGACCAAGUGAGUGAGAUGGUUGGCACUCUGAACACCGUUAACUCCACAGUCACUUACGACAUAGGCAUCCAUCACACGAGAAUUCAAGAUCUCCAGCUAUUAAUAACCAAUGUGACCGAGGACACCAGGCAUACAAGACUACUUCACAUUGUGAUGGAACAGCAGCUAAAACAUGAGAUGUCUCUCCUAAAUAAUAUAACAGAAGACCUCCGUCUUAAAGACUGGGAGCACUCAAUUGCCUUAAAAAAUAUUACUGUAAUCCAAGGUCCACCGGGGCCAAAGGGAGAACAAGGCCACGAAGGGAUGGAAGGGGAGCCCGGGGCCCCUGGAUUACCUGGAUUAAGAGGCUUUCCUGGAGAAAGGGGCCUACCUGGAAUGACCGGACCCAAAGGAGACCAAGGAGAUAUUGGACCACCUGGCAUCAUGGGAAUUAGAGGGUUAAAAGGUGAAAGAGGCCAAAAAGGAGAAAAGGGUGAAAAGGGAGAUAGAGCGGAUGCAGGACCCGUAGAAGAGCGGGUGAUUCGACUUGUGAACGGCUCUGGGCCUCAUGAAGGACGCGUGGAGGUUUAUCACGAGAACCGCUGGGGAACGGUUUGCGAUGAUGGCUGGGACAAAAAAGAUGGUGACGUGGUUUGCCGGAUGCUGGGCUUCAAAGGAGUUGAGGAGGUUUACAAGACGGCCAGGUUUGGUCAAGGUGUGGGGAGGAUCUGGAUGGAUGAUGUUGCUUGCAAAGGGACAGAGGACUCCAUCAUGAAGUGUUACUUUGGAGGUUUUGGAAAGACUAACUGUGGACAUGCUGAGGACGCCGGGGUGACGUGUAUAAAAGAAUGAGCCGGGGACAAAAA